UCUUCGGUGUAAAUCCAGCGGACGAUCGCGUCUCACUCAUUCCCAAGCAGUAUUUCUACGUUUGCUGCUGCUGUCUCGUUUACAAAGGCCGAACGUCACAUUGCUCUUUGUCGCAAUUUUCCAGGUUAAAAAUUGAGAAAAACGAUAGUCUACUGCUUGAAAAUAAAUUAGAUAACGAGUCAACCAAUCCUUCCAUUUUGAGAGUGAAUACUUAGUUGAGGGAUAGAAUUCGACGUAGACUCUUUUGAUUUAUUUUUGAGUAUUUUGUUUAAAAAGCUAAAAUGAAGACUAAAUUUAUCAAUGGGGUUUCCUCUUCCCCCUCCAUGUCGCUGGGUUUGCUGGUAACAGAGAAUGCCUUGCAGGUUCAGCCCGAUGCUCAGGAAGACUGCAAGGAGCUGGUCCGCCCCGAGACUCCAGACCAGGACACACGGUUAAAUGCUUAUCUCUGGUGCAAAGAAUUUCUCAAUGGGGCCUGGAAAACACUUGCAGAGGACGACUUUGAGAUCUCCAUUAUAAGGGGUGGACUGAGUAACAAGCUCUUCCUGUGCAGCCUCCCAGAAAGUGUGGACACUAUUGGGGAUGAGCCAAGGAGCAUCCUGCUGCGCCUUUACGGGGCCAUCCUGCAGAUGUCCUGUAAUAAAGGGGAAUCCCAACAGUCAAACAAAGAGAAUCACUUUCAAGGUGCAGAGGCCAUGGUCCUGGAGAGUGUGAUGUUUGCAAUCCUGGCAGAGAGGGAAUUGGGACCUAAACUCUACGGUAUUUUCCCUCAGGGACGACUGGAGCAAUAUAUGCCUAGCCGUAAGCUGGAAACAUGCGAGCUGAGUGACCCAAGCAUUUCGGCUGAGGUUGCAGAGAAAAUGGCCAAGUUUCAUGGAAUGAGAAUGCCUUUCAACAAGGAGCCCAAAUGGUUGUUUGGAACCAUGGACAAGUAUUUAAGCCAAGUCAUGAGGCUCAACUUUACUCGAGAAUCUCACUUGCGCCGCUUCAACCGCUUGCUUGGCUACAACCUACUACAGGAGAUGGAUUCGCUCAAGUCUCUGCUGGAGUCCACUCACUCCCCAGUGGUGUUUUGCCACAAUGAUUGUCAAGAAGGAAACAUCUUGUUACUUAAUCACCAUCAGUCGGACAAGCAGAAGCUGAUGCUCAUUGACUUUGAGUACAGCAGCUACAAUUACAGGGGCUUUGAUAUUGGUAACCAUUUCUGCGAAUGGAUGUACGACUACAACUGUGACGAGUUUCCUUUCUUCAAAGUGAACGCUCAGGCUUAUCCUUCCAAAGCUCAGCAGCUCCAUUUCAUUGAAAAUUACCUACGUGCGUCUGACCAAGGAUUUGACCACUUAAGUCAAGAGGACCAAAUGAAAAUGAAGGAGGACCUUUACAUGGAGGUUAACAGGUUCUCCCUUGCAUCUCACUUCUUUUGGGGUUUGUGGUCUAUCAUCCAGGCCCGUCUAUCCACCAUCAAGUUUGGAUAUAUGGAGUAUGCCCAGGAGAGAUUUGACGCCUACUUCCAGCAGAAGAAAAUGUGGGCUGUCUAAUCGAGCAAGAAAGUUGGACAAGCUUCCGAGCUGAGCGAGGUCAUACUAUCUGAUACAGAUUCCAUGCUUUACUUACACUCUGCCACAAGAGUAUAUGCUGGCUGCUGUUGGUACCGGCGGUGCCCGAUUUGAAUCACGAGUCUAGGUGCUCCAAAUUCCGCCGCAGCUCAAAAAGUUCAUCUGCUUGCUGACAAAUAAUCUUGUCAGGCCUAUCUCCGCUUCUGCAUUGCUGAGUGAAUCAACUAAUAUACAGUAUGCUACGACUGAAGCAGGUUGAAAAUGGAUUUCAGUUGAAGCUAGACUGGACAUAUUAACAUUGCAUCAAUGUAUAUGUAUUGAUCAUUCUGUGGGAAAGAGCCAAAACGUCAACUUCUUGUGGUAGAUUUCUGCUUACUUAAGCAUCCAACUAUGUAUAUUAUAUAUAAAUCUAAAAGUACCAGUAACCUGGCCUUCUCUGUUACUAAUGAACUGUUUUACUGGUGAGAUUAUCACUUGACAUUAUAUAGUUGGUAAACAUGCAAUUUUAGCUUUUAGGCCAGGGAAAGGGAUUGUGUUGAAUUUUCACGCGUAUGAAUUGUUCUGACUUGAACGCGAUCCGAUUCAAAUCGUCAAUGUGAAACCGUCUUAUGUUCUAUAACGGCGCGCAAAAUCCGACAUGGCUCCUCACACAGCGAGGCACACUUUGUCUAAAUGUGAAUAAUGAAUACGGGAAAAAGCAGUGCCAGUAGUGACAGCUCACCAAAACAACAACAUUCCAUCUUACGCGUUAUGACCUUGAUAACUCGUUGCCUUCUUCUCAAUUGGUAAGUGGAGAGUUGCACGUCAAUAUAAUUCAGAAAAAAAUUGUUUUGAUGCACUGCACAGUAUUUACAGUUGAGAUAUAAAUGAAUUAUGUAUGCCAGUAAAUGAUUUUUCUCAUUUUCAAUACCAGACCAGUAUAGUGUUGAGUGAAGAAGACAAAUUGUAUCUUAUGCCCUUACAUCUGUGCAUUUUUGUUUUGUUUUUGAAUAUGAAAAAAACUAAAAUUAUCGCAAAAUUGUCAAUGCCCAUAAGAGCCGUCAAAGAAAUCAAAACAAAAGUACGCCAUGCUCAGUAGGCAUCUGCUUGACUUCAUAUUUUAUAUUCACUGUCAAAAUGCUUUGUAUUUGAUGUACUGAAAGCUGUGCAAUUACUUUAAAAAGUUGAUGGACUUAGAUCGCUUCACAAAUGCAUUAGAUCACCAUUUAACGUUAUGAAGUGCUUUUAAGAUGAGAAACUGAACGCUUCAGAGAAGUCAGAUAGCAUUCAACCAUUAAAACGAGUUUUCAGUUCAGGAGUUCAAGAGAGUAAUAUUUAUAUAUAGGAUUAAAACGAUCAUUUUAAACUCCUUUAAUUGUGAGCAGCUACUCUAAAAACAUUUGACUCGCAAAGUAUGUAUAGUGACAGAUUGUUUUAGUUGGCAACCCUGCAUUUAUUAAGCUUACAUUGGGUGGUGGUCUAAUAAAUUUGUUUAGCUAUCUAAACAGCAAUCGACAGUUAUGUCUGCCUUGAGGGCCACUCAGUUUGAUUUUGGAAAACCCCAAAAAUGUGACCCUGUGAAGUGUGCCGUUGGUAUUACCUCAUAUUGUUUAUGUUAAGAGUCAUGGUUCUUAGGAUAUGUGAGUUACACAGACAAUAGGGAGAUGAUUCCCAUCGUCAUCUUCUUCUGUGUUCUGCCAGUUGUCCGAUGCUGGAACGAUGGAAAUGUGUUUGAAUGUCCAGUGUAGCACUUUUGAUCUUAAAGGACUGGAGAGAAUUAUUUUUUUUAAGUACUUUAGUGCUGAACUGGGACUCAUUUGAGUAGUUUUGUUUUGCGUGGUUUGUUUUUUUAUUUUACUUGACUAUUAUCCUUCAUUUUGUUUAACUUAUGUAUUAUAUUUGUAGUUUAGUGAUUUGGAGAUGGACCGGGAUGCAUCAGAAAAUUGUCCGUAAGACUAAAAAAAACAUUUGCAAACUAACAAGUGCCACAAACCUUGAACGUCAUUAAGUCAAACUAAUACAACAUGCAAUUAGUCUUCAAUUGGACAAACUCCAAUGAGACCAAACAAUUUACAAGUUCAUGCAAACGUCCUAAUUGCUUCACUGGUUCCUGUGUGUUUUUAAUUUUAGACUGUAUAUAGCUUUGAGUCUUUUUUUUUUUUUUUUUCAAUCAUGCUAAACAUUUCUAUGUUAUGUAAAAAAUAAUAAUGAUUAUAAUAAUCUGUUAUUGCUGCAUCAUUCUGGGCUAACUUGCUCCAAUAGAAAGAGAAUUGAAGUAACACGUUCAGUUACAAUGUUUAAUAACUGAUUAUUAUUCUGGUUGAUAUACUGUACUUGUAAUACACAUUAUGGAUUUGAUCCUUAAUCCUUUAAUCCUUAAUGCAAAAUUGGGAAAUGAAGUUCAGUUACGGCAUUAUGGCAAGCAUGAACCUCACUUGUAUUUCUGCUUUGCACAAAUAAAAAGAAAUGCAAAAACUA
Messenger RNA from Syngnathus typhle (broad-nosed pipefish), 4010 nucleotides. It is a transcript of the gene chka, whose product is annotated as choline kinase alpha. Gene Ontology annotation, biological process: phosphatidylethanolamine biosynthetic process; CDP-choline pathway. The record is from RefSeq and is a predicted model, not a curated record. The coding region runs from base 282 to 1535 and encodes 417 amino acids. Gene Ontology annotation, cellular component: cytoplasm. The transcript is spliced from 12 exons. NCBI's taxonomy places the organism in Eukaryota, Metazoa, Chordata, Actinopteri, Syngnathiformes, Syngnathidae. Gene Ontology annotation, molecular function: ethanolamine kinase activity; choline kinase activity.